Molecule: messenger RNA, 20951 nt
Organism: Peromyscus californicus insignis
Lineage: Eukaryota; Metazoa; Chordata; Mammalia; Rodentia; Cricetidae
Product: zinc finger protein 658B-like
Biological process (GO): negative regulation of transcription by RNA polymerase II
Molecular function (GO): DNA-binding transcription repressor activity, RNA polymerase II-specific
Source: RefSeq, a predicted model, not a curated record
AGUGACCUAUGAGGAUGUGCAUGUGAACUUCACUCAUGAAGAGUGGGCUUUGCUGGAUUCUUCCCAGAAGAGUCUCUACAAAGAUGUGAUGCUGGAAACCUACUGGAACCUCACUUGUAUAGGUUACAAAUGGGAAGACCAUAAUAUUGAAGAACACUGUCAGUGCUGUAGAAGAAUUGGAAGCAGGUGUGUCAUCUGUCCCUCUGGACACAAUCCAUGUGAGCAUAAGGGAUAUGGAAAGAAGCAUUGUAGUUCUGUCUCUCUCAGAACAAGUGGAAGGUAUAUGGUAGUCCCCACUAUGAGAAGACAUGAUGACUGUGAUACAAGUUUACAAUUAACUGGUUUUCCAACUUCAGUGGGAAUUCAUCAACAAACUUCCAUUGGAAAAAAACCUUAUGAGUACCAGGAAUAUGGAAAUACAUCUCUCUCUUUGGGUUCACUGUGUAUAUGUAGUGAGGCUCUCAGUAUAAGAAAAUGUUAUAAAUACAAUCAGUGUGGUCCAACUCUUAGUUCUUCAAGUUCUCUUCAAGGAUGUGAAAAAACUCAUAUGUUAAGAGAAAAUAAUAAAUGUGAGUCAUCUACCAAAGGCUUUAGCCAUUACAGGCAUCUUCAAACACACCAAAUACCCAAUAAUGAAGAGAAUCUAUAUGAAUAUAAUCAAUGCGAUAAAGUCUUUAGAUGUGAUUGGUCGUUAAAACACCAAAGAACACAUUUGGAAGGAAAACCCUGUGAUUAUAAUCAAAGAUAUAAAGACUUUGCAUGUCACAGUCUUCAUCAAGUACAUAGAAUUCAAACUAGGGAGAAAAGGUAUGAAUCUCAGCAAUGUGAUAAAGCCUUUGCAUGUCCCAUAAUACAUAAUAGAAGUUACACUGGAGAGAAACCCUAUGAAUGUAAUCACUGUGGUAAAGCCUUUGCAGAGAACAGAAGCCUUCAUAGUCAUGUAAGGUUUCAUACUGUAGAGAAACCCUAUAAAUGCAAUCAGUGUGGUAAAGCCUUUAGAGGGAACAAUCAUCUUCUCCGUCAUGAAAGAAUUCAUACUGGAAAGAAACCCUAUGAAUGUCAUGAAUGUGGUAAAGCUUUUGCACAAAAGAGUUAUCUUCUCAUUCAUGAAAGAGUUCAUAAUGGAGAGAAACCUUAUGCAUGUAAUCAAUGUGGUAAAGCCUUUCCAUAUAAUAGUCAUCUUCUCACUCACUUAAAAAUUCAUACUGGAGAGAAACCGUAUGAAUGUAAUCAAUGUGGCAAACGCUUUGCACAGAAGAGUCAUCUUCUCAGUCAUGAAAGAAUUCAUACCGGAGAGAAACCCUAUGAAUGUAAUCAGUGUGGUAAAGCCUUUGCACAAAAGAGUCAUCUUCUCAGUCAUGUAAGAAUACAUACUGGAGAGAAACCCUAUGAAUGUAAUCAAUGUGGUAAAGCCUUUGCAGGGAAGAGAAAUCUUCACAAACAUGAAAUAAUACAUACUGGAGAGAAACCCUAUGAAUGUAUUGAAUGUGGUAAAGCCUUUGCAGAGAAGAGAGAUCUUCACAGACAUGAAAUAAUUCAUACUGGAGAGAAACCCUAUGAAUGUAAUGAAUGUGGUAAAACCUUUGCACAGAAGAGUCAUCUUCAUACUCAUGCAAGUCUUCAUACUGGAGAGAAACCCUAUGAAUGUAAUCAAUGUGGUAAAGCCUUUGCAUUGAAGAGUUAUCUUCUCAGUCAUGUAAGAAUACAUACUGGAGAGAAACCCUAUGAAUGUAAUGAAUGUGGUAAAGCCUUUGCAGUGAAGACAAAUCUUCACAGACAUAAAAUAAUUCAUACUGGAGAGAAACCCUAUGAAUGUAAUCAAUGUGGUAAAGCCUUUGCAUGGAAGAGUCUUCUUCACAGACAUGAAAUAAUACAUACUGGAGAGAAACCCUAUGAAUGUAAUGAAUGUGGUAAAACCUUUGUACAGAAGAGUCAUCUUCAUGCUCAUGCAAGUCUUCAUACUGGAGAGAAACCCUAUGAAUGUAAUCAAUGUGGUAAAGCCUUUGCAUUGAAGAGUCAUCUUCUCAGUCAUGAAAGAAUUCAUAAUGGUGAGAAACCCUAUGAAUGUAAUCAAUGUGGUAAAGCCUUUGCAUUGAAGGGUCAUCUUCACAGUCAUGAAAGAAUUCAUAAUGGUGAGAAACCCUAUGAAUGUAAGAUGUGUGGUAAAACCUUUGCAGAGAAGGGAAGCCUUCACAGUCAUGAAAGAUUUCAUACUGGAGAGAAACCCUAUAAAUGUUUUGAAUGUGGUAAAGCCUUUAGAGGGAAGAAUAGUCUUCUCAGUCAUGAAAGAAUUCAUACUGGAGAGAAACCCUAUGAAUGUCAUGAAUGUGGUAAAACCUUUGCACAGAAGAGUUAUCUUCUUAGUCAUGAAAGAAUUCAUACUGGAGAGAAACCUUAUGCAUGUAAUCAAUGUGGUAAAGCAUUUGUACAGAAGAGUGAUCUUCACAGACAUGAAAGAAUUCAUACUGGAGAGAAACCCUAUGAAUGUAAUCAAUGUGGUCAAGCCUUUGUACAGAAGAAUGUUCUCCACAGACAUGAAAGAAUUCAUACUGGAGAGAAACCCUAUGAAUGUAAUCAAUGUGGUAAAGCCUUUGCAGAGAAGAGAAGUCUUCACAGUCAUGAAAGAUUUCACACUGGAGAGAAACCUUAUAAAUGUAAUCGAUGUGGUAAAGCCUUUAGAGUGAAGAAUAGUCUUCUCAGUCAUGAAAGAAUUCAUACUGGAGAGAAACCCUAUGAAUGUAAUCAAUGUGGUAAAGCCUUUGCACAGGAGAGUUAUCUUCUCAGUCAUGAAAGAAUUCAUACUGGAGAGAAACCUUAUGCAUGUAAUCAAUGUGGUAAAGCAUUUGCAAAGAUGCGUGAUCUUCACAGACAUGAAUUAACUCAUACUGGGGAGAAACCCUAUGAAUGUAAUGAAUGUGGCAAACCCUUUGCACAGAAGAGUCAUCUUCUGAGUCACAAAAGAAUUCAUACUGGAGAGAAACCCUAUGAAUGUAAUCAAUGUGGUAAAGCAUUUGCACUGAAGAGUCAUCUUCUCAGUCAUGAAAGAAUUCAUACUGGAGAGAAACCCUAUAAAUGUAAUCAAUGUGGUAAAGCAUUUGCACAGAAGAGUCAUCUUCUCAGUCAUGAAAGAAUUCAUACUGGAGAGAAACCCUAUGAAUGUAAUCAGUGUGGUAAAGCCUUUGCAGAGAAGAGUCAUCUUCUCUGUCAUGAAAGAAUUCAUAAUGGAGAGAAACCCUAUGAAUGUAAUCAAUGUGGUAAAGCCUUUGCACGGAAGAGUCAUCUUCAUAGACAUGAAAGUCUUCAUAGAGAGAAACCCUAUGAUUGUAAUCAGUGUGGUAAAGCAUUUGCAUGUAACAGUCAUCUUCUCAGUCACUUAAAAAGUCAUACUGGAGAGAAACCCUAUGAAUGUAAUCAAUGUGGUAAAGCAUUUGCACAGAUACAUGAUCUUCACAGACAUGAAUUAAUUCAUACUGGAGAGAAACCCUAUGAAUGUAAUUAGUGUGGUAAAGCCUUUACAGAGAAGAGAAGUCUUCACAGACAUGAAAUAAUUCAUACGGGAGAGAAAUCCUUUGAAUGUAAUCAACGUGGUCAAGCCUUUGCAGAGAAGAGUGUUCUUCACAGACAUGAAAUAAUUCAUACUGGAAAGAAACCCUAUGAAUGUAAUCAAUGUGGUAAAGCCUUUGCACAGAAGAGUCAUCUUCUCAGUCAUGAAAGAAUUCAUACUGGAGAGAAACCCUAUGAAUAUAAUGAAUUUGGUAAAGCCUUUACAGAGAAGAGAAGUCUUCACAGUCAUGAAAGAAUUCAUACUGGAAAGAAACUCUGUGAAUGUAAUGAUUGUGGUAAUACCUUUGCACACAAGAGUCAUCUUUACAGUCAUGAAAAAAUUCAUACUGGACAGUACCAUAUGGAUGUAAUCACGUGGUAAUUUCAGAUGUGAUCUGCCAUGUGGGUGCUGGAAAAUGAAUUGUGUUUUCUACAAGAGGUACUUGCUGGAGUCCAGCUCCAUAGGAAUUCAGGUCCCUUAGGAGGAGAUGGGGCAUUAGCAAAGGAAGGAGACUGCCACGAUCUUAGCGUGAAUCAGCAUGGCUGCUGCUUUAUUGAAAAAGGACUAUACCCUUUAUACUGUAUAACUGAAUCUCAGUUUAGAUUAAAGCAAGGUUAAAAACAGACUUGAUGAUUCCAGGCUAAAAGCAGCUAUCAACCUCAUCACAUAAUUUUUCCUGAGUCAAAAGUGAUAAAUUCAGCAAGUAUCUAAAUGCCUUUGUGGAUGUGAGCCCAUUGUUUCCUUCCAGUGUGCUUUCAUCCUUGGAACUAGGUAUGCUCAGUUAGUAAAUCAUUAAGUUCUCUAUUCUUGGUGUAAUCAGGGGGAUACAAUGGGGAUUCUUGUGUGAGAGUAGGCAUAGUCAUUAUGCUAUGUGGUUCCAUUGUGGUGGGGAUUUUUUCCAAGAAUUUUGAUUAAAUAGACUGCUUAUGUAUACAUUCUCAUCUCCCAUUGUAGCUCACAAAAAAAUUUCCCACAGUGAUAGCGAUAAGGAGACUUCAUCACAUAUAGUGAGAAUUAUUAAAAUUGAAAUAAAAAAUGCCGGAGAAUUAAGAUCUGCAAAGUAAAAAUGCUGGAACUUUAUCAAAUAGCAAUGGUCACUGUGCAGUCCACACUAGGUACUAAACGCUAAACCAUCUCUCAUCCCUUUUUCCUUUAUUUAUUUAUUUAUUUAUUUAUUUAUUUAUUUAUAUUUUAUUAUUUAUUUUUAAAAUUAAUUAAUUUUUCUAUUGUCAGCUUGAUACAGUAUAAAUUGUUAUCUUAAUAGUGAAAUGUUUCAGUGAGGCUUGCUCAGUAAUUGAGUAAAACCAAAACUUAUUAUAAGCCAUAGUCAUCCUAGGGUCCACCAUGCUAUAUAUAUAGCCUCCAUGGUUCUGUGAGUUGCAGUCUGAUUGUUCUUUACUUUAUAUCUAGUAUCCACUUAUGAGUGAGUACAUACCAUGUUUGUCCUUCUGGGUUUGGGUUAACUCACUCGGGAUGAUUGUUUUCUAGUUCCAUCCAUUUGCCUGCAAAUUUCAUGCUGUCAUUGUUUUUCUCUGCUGAGUAGUACCCCAUUUUGUAUAUGCACCACAUGUUCUUAAUCCAUUCUUCAGUUGACGGGCAUCUAGGUUGUUUCCAGGUUCUGGCCAUUACAAAUAGUGCUGUUCUGAACAUAGGUGAGCAUGUAUCUUUGUGGUAUGAUUGAGCAUUCCUGGGAUAUGUGCCCAAGAGUGGUAUGGCUGGGUCUUGAGGUAGUUCAAUUCCUAAUUUUCUGAGAAAACACCAUACUGAUUUCCAGAGUGGUUGUACAAGUUUGCAUUCCCACCAACAGUGGAGAAGUGUUCCCUUUGCUCUACAUCCUCUCCAACAUAGACUGUCAUUAGUGUUUUUGAUCAUAGCUAUUCUGACAGGUGUAAGGUGGUAUCUCAGAGUCGUUUUGAUUUGCAUUUUUCUGAUGAUUAAGGAUGUUGAGCAUUUCUUUAAAUGUCUUUCACCCAUUUGUGAUUCUUGUUUUGUGAAUUCUCUGUUUAGCUCUUUAGCCCAUUUUUUAAUUGGAUUGUUCAGUAUUUUGAUGUCUAGUUCCUUGAGUUCUUUAUAUACUGUGGAGAUCAGUCCUCCAUCAGAUGUGGGGUUCGUGAAGAUCUUUUCCCAUUCUGUAGGCUGUCUUUUUGUCUUAUUGACCAUGUCUUUUGCCUUGCAGAAGCUUCUCAGUUUCAAUAGGUCCCAUUUAUUAAUUGUUGUGCUCAGUGUCUGUGCUGUUGGUGUUAUGUUUAGGAAGUGGUCUCCGAUGCCAAUGCUUUCAAGAGUACUUCCUACUUUCUUUUCUAUUAAGUUUAGUGUAACUGGAUUUAUGUUGAGGUAUUUGAUCCACUUGGACUUGAAUUUUGUGUGUGGUGACAGAUACGGAUCUAUUUGUAAUCUUUUACAUAUUGACAUCCAGUUAUGCCAGCACCAUUUGUUGAAGAUACUUUCUUUUUUCCAUUGUAUAGUUUUGGCUUCUUUAUCAAAAAUCAGGUGUUCAUAUGUGCAUGGAUUAAUGUCAGGGUCUUCAGUUCUAUUCCAUUGGUCCGUAUGUUGGUUUUUAUAUCAGUACCAAGCUGUUUUUAUUACUAUAGCUCUAUAGUAGAGCUUGAGGUCAGGGAUGGUGAUGCCUCCAGAGGUUGCUUUAUCAUACAGGAUUCUUUUAGCUAUCCUGGGUUUUUUGUUUUUCCAUAUGAAGUUGAGUAUUUUUCUUUCCAAGUCUGUGAAGAAUUGUGUUGGGAUUUUGAUGGGGAUUGCAUUGGAUCUGUAGAUUGCUUUUGGUAAGAUUGCCAUAUUUACUAUGUUAAUCCUAACUAUCCAUGAGCAUGGGAGAUCCUUCCAUUUUCUGAUGUCUUCUUCAAUUUCUUUCUCUACAGAUUUAAAGUUCUUAUCAAAAAGUUCCUUCACUUGUUUAGUUAGUGUUAUCCCACGGUAUUUUAUUUUAUUUGUGGCUAUUAUAAAGGGUGAUGUUUCUCUGACUUCUUUCUCAGCCCUUUUAUCAUUUGUAUAUAGGAGGGCUACUGAUUUUUUUGAGUUGAUCUUGUAUCCUGUCACUUUACUGAAGGAGUUUAUCAGCUGUAGAAGUUCCCUGGUAGAAUUUUUGGGGUCACUUAUGUAUACUAUCUUAUCAUCUGCAAAUAGUGAAAGUUUGACGUCUUCCUUUCCAAUUUGUAUCCCUUUGAUCUCCUUUUGUUGUCUUAUUGCUUUAGCUAGAACUUCAAGUACUAUAUCAAAUAAAUAUGGGGAGAGUGGAUAGCCUUGUCUUGUUCCUGAUUUUAGUGGAAUCACUUUGAGUUUCUCUCCAUUUAAUUUGAUGUUGACUGUUGGCUUGCUGUAAAUUGCCUUUAUUAUGUUUAGGUAUGUUCCUUGUAUUCCUGAUCUCUCUAGGACCUUUAUCAUGAAGGGGUGUUGGAUUUUGUCAAAGGCUUUUUCAGCAUCUAAUGAGAUGAUCAUAUGGUUUUUUUCUUUCAGUUUGUUUAUAUGGUAUAUUACACUGACAGAUUUUCAUAUGUUGAACCAUCCUUGCAUCACUGGGAUGAAACCUACUUGGUCACGAUGGAUAAUUUUUUGAUGUAUUCUUGGAUUCGGUUUGCCAAUAUUUUGUUGAGUAUUUUACAUCAAUGUUCAUGAGGGAGAUUGAUUUGUAAUUCUCUAUCUUUGUUGCCUCUUUGUGUUUUGGGUAUCAGGGUAAUUGUAGCCUCACAAAAAGAGUUUGGUAGUGUUCCUUCUGUUUCUAUUGUGUGGAACAAUUUGAAGAGUAUUGGAAUUAGUUCUUCUUUGAAAAUCUGAUAGAAUUCUGCACUGAGGCCAUCUGGUCCUGGGCUUUUUUUGGUUGGGAGACUUUUAAUGACUGUUUCUAUUUCUUUAGGGGUUAUUGGUCUAUUUAAAUGGUUUAUCUGGUAUUGAUUUAAUUUUGGUAUGUGGUAUCUAUCCAGAAUAUUGUCCAUUUCUUUUAGAUUUUCCAUUUUUGUGGGGUACAGGUUUUUGAAGUAUGACCUGAUGAUUCUCUGGAUUUCCUCAUUGUCUGUUGUUAUGUCUCCCUUUUCAUUUCUGAUUUUGUUAAUUUGGGUGCUUUCUCUUUGCCUUUUGGUUAAUUUGGCUAGGGCUUUGUCUAUCUUGUUGAUUUUUUUCAAAGAACCAACUCUUUGUUUCAUUGAUUUUUUUUUUGUAUUGUUCUCUUGGCUUCUGUUUCGUUGAUUUCAGCCCUCAAUAUGAUUAUUUCCUGUUGUCUAUUUCUCCUGGGUGAGUUUGUUUCUUUUUUUUCUAGAGUUUUCAGUUGUGCUGUUAAUUCAUUGAUAUGGGAUUUCUCCAUCUUCUUUAUGUGUGCAUUUAGAGCCAUGAAUUUUCCUCUUAGCACUGUUUUCAUAGUGUCCCAUAAGUUUGGGUAUGUUGUACUUUCAUUUUCAUUGAAUUCUAGGAAAUCUUUAAUUUCUUUCUUUAUUUCUUCCUUUACCCAUUGAUGUUUCAGGUGGGCAUUAUUCAGUUUCCAUGUGAUUGUAGCCUUUCUAUAAUUUUUGUUGUUGUUUAAGUCUAACUUUAAGGCAUGGUAGUCCGAUAAGAUACAGGAGGUUAUUCCAAUUUUUUUGUAUCUGUUGAGAUUUGUUUUGUGACCAGGCAUGUGGCCAAUUUUUGAGAAGGUUCCAUGGGGUGCUGAGGAGACGUUAUAUUCUUUUGUGUUAGGAUGGAAUGUUCUGUAGAUAUCUAUUAAGUCCAUUUGAAUCAUAACAUCUGUUAGGUCCUUUAUUUCUUGGUUAAGUUUUAGUGUGGUAGAUCUGUAUUUUGGUGAGAAUGGUGUGUUGAAAUCUCCCACUACUAAUGUGUGGGGUUUGAUAAUUAAAUUUCUGGCUUGAAAAUGCCAAUGCAGCAUGCAAAAGGGUAAUUAGGCUGUUAAAGCCAUGAUCAGCACCCUUUGAGUAGUGGAUUAGAGAUACAAUUAAUAUUGAAUCUCAUGAUGAUGAUACUUGGAUAGGAGAGGUGUUUUCCAGAGGACUGAAGAAAAAUGUCAGAUGCUUUAAUUAUGGUAAGCAAGGUCACCUAAAAAGGGACUGUAAACAGGGCAUUCCUAGAAACAAUAUUUCUUCAAGGAACAAUGGCAGCAGAACGCUCCUCUUUUCUGGAUUAUGCAGAAGGUGUGGUAAAGGCAAACAGCAGACUAAUGAAUGUAGAUCAACAAGGGACAGACAAGGUCAUCCUUUGCCUUUGCCAUUGGGAAACUCCCUGAUGGGCCUCUUGAUGGGUCUCUCGCAGGCCCACAUGGCAAAUUCUGUUCAGUCUUUUCUUGCCAUUGUAGAAGAAAAUCCCUCCCAGAGCAAUUCAAUAUCCAAAUGCUUAUUGUAAUAAACCAUAGUGCUUGGGGUGAUAGAACAGCUAUAGCAGAGAGAACAAAAAAUUCAGGAAAAACCAUAAAGUGAAUUUUUUGUCAAACUUCUAUAAAUGAACAAAGACCAAAAAUUGAAAAUAUGAAUAAAUGAUGUUCUUAUUGAGGGUCUUGUAGACACAGUUGUGGAUGUAACAAUAAUUGCACCAGAAUCUUGGUAUCCAGAUUGGCCUCUUCAGGAGGUAAAUGUUCAGCUGUUAGGGACUGGAACAUUAUCUCAAGUGAAACAGAGCAUGAAAUGGGCCAAAUGUAUAGGGCCAGAAGGACAGACAGGAAAAUUAAAGGCAUAUGUGGCUAUGAAUUUAUAGGGCUGUGAUUUAUUACAGCAGGAAUACCCAGAUAAACAUUCCUCCAAUCUCAGAAACAAACCACAAACUAGCACAUGUUUCUGAGAAAAAUAUUAGAAGAUAUUAUAAAGAACAGUCACCAGCCAUCCAGAUUGUACUAGAACAGAGCACAACAGCUGCUGAUCUUUUAAAGACACUAUCAGCCCUGCCUUUAAAAUGGUUAACAGACAAGUCUUAUGGGUUCAGCAAUUGCAUUUAACAGCAGAGAAACUAGAGGCCUUAGAACAGCUGGUACAAGAGCAGUUAAAUGCUCAACAUAUUGAUGAAUCAACCAGGCCUUGGAAUUCUCCUGUAUUUGUUAUUAAAAAGAAAUCUGGUGAGUGGAGAAUGGUAACAGAUCUAAGAGCAAUUAACAAGGUAAUUCAUCCAAUGGGCUCUCUACAAUCUGGAAUUCCUUUGCCUACUCUGUUACCUAAAGGAUGGCCUGUUUUUUCCCCUGCCUUUGGAUGCCGUCUUAUAGUUACCAAUUUAAAAGACUGUUUCUUCUUAAUACCUUUACAAGAAAAGGAUGAUAAGAUUUGCCUUCACAGUGCCUACUUAUAAUAAUUCUCCGCUGGUUAAGAGAUAACAAUGGAAGGUUCUCCCACAGAGAAUGUUAAAUAGUCCAACCCUGUGCCAAUAUUUUUUAUGACAGCCAUUGAACGUAAUACAUAAACAACUUCUUGAAUCUAUAAUAUAUCAUUACAUGGAUGAUGUUUUACUAGCUGAUUCAUUGCAGAUACCUUAGAAUGUUUUAAGAAGUAAAGAAAAACUUGCCUUGUUGGAGAUUACAAAUUGCUCCUGAAAAGAUACAAAGAGGAGAUUCUAUUAAUUAUUUAGGAUAUAAAAAUAGGUCUAUAAAAAUUAGAUCCCCAAAAGGCCAAAUUAAGAGAGAUCUUUUAGGGACUCUUAAUGACUUUCAAAAAUUAUUUGGAAACAUUUCCUAUCUAUGAAUUGCUGUUGGUGUAAAAAAUGAUGAACUGAGUAAUUUGUUCAAAACCUUAGAGGGUGACAAGGACUUAAAUAGUCCAAGAGAAUUAUCAGCUGAAGCUGAGAGAGAAUUGGCUUUGGAGGAAAAGAAAAUACAGGAUGCACAUGUGGAUCGUGUGGAUGCAAAGCUUGAUUGCAUUUGGCUAUUUUACCCUCUAAGCAUUUUCCUACAGGAAUAUUAAUGCAGAGAGAAGAUAUUAUAUAGAAUGGAUAUUUCUACCAAAUAGUGUAAAAAAGUUAAAAACUUAUGUGGAAAAGAUCUUUGAGUUGAUUUUAAAAGGAUUUGUUAGGAAUAGACCCAGCAGAAAUUGUUGUACUUUUAACUAAUGAUGAAAUUGACAAAUUAUAGGCAGAAAGUAAAGCUUGGCAAAGAGCUUGCAGUAAUUUUUUGGGAGGGAUUAACAACAAAUAUCUCAAAAAAAUAGAAUUCAAGUUAUAAAAGGAGCUAACUGUAUGCUGACUGCAUUUACAGGAAACACCCAUGUCUGGGGCUUGUACAUCUUAUACAGAUGCAAACAAACAAGGAAAGGUUACAAAUCAGAAAAUUUAAGUUAAGUGGUUCAAAGUCCUUAUAAUUCUGUCCAAAAAUUGGAGUUAUAUGCUACUCUGAUGGUAUUAAUGGAUUUUUUUUUAGAACCUCUCAACAUAGUUACUGACUCCCAGUAUGCUGACAGAGUGGUCUUACAUAUUGAGUCUGCAGAAUUUAUCUCUGAUGAGUCAGAAUUAACUGAGAAAGUUCCAUGAGUGAGAAAGGUAUGUGCACCUUAACCAGUCCAUCCACUCCAGCCACCUCUCAGAAAGGGAGAAUAGUUGCCAGGUUAGCAUGGCUUGAGUUGGGUCCCUUAGCAGCUUGAGAGCAAGUGACAGGAAGAGUGAAGGUGCGAUCUCACAGAGAUCGGCCUUCCUCUGCCUCCCGAGUGCUGGGAUUAAAGGCAUGUGCCACCACUGCCCAGCUACUAUUCCUUUCUUUCUUUCUUUUUUUAUUUUAAUUUUACAUUUAUUUAAAUAUUGUUUAGUUACCUUUCAUAUUGCUCAGGUUUAUAUAUCUAAUUAAUUUGUUGCAUGAAUUUAGGUAUCUUCUCACACACAUAUCAUAAAGUCUUAUCUAGUUUUAUGCUUGACAUUUCCAAUUGCAGUUGUAAAAUGUUCUGUGGAACUGAGUUAUGAGACAUUUUUCUAUUACCAGCAUAGAAUAGUACCAUUGAAGUCAUAAAGCCCCUUUAUGUGGUACACGCGUGUUGCUUUCCUCUUGAAAGUACAAAUUAUUGAUUUGGUAGAGGACUGUGAUGGCAAAAUCACCACAGAUCACUGUCACAGAUGUGAGAGGUGAUUGUUAUACAGAGCAGGGAAAUGGGUAAAGGCAAACUGCCAGGCCUUGUGUCAAAUAUCAAGCACAAAGUACUAUUCUUUACAAGAAAGAGUCACAGUGUCUACUAACACUGACCCUUGAGGUUUGUUAUGUGGUCUCUGCUGCACAGACACAUGGUGGGAGCCCACAGGUUUGUUGAUGGGACCAGUGAGGGACAAAGUCUGCAGUUCUGGUAUCCUACCUCCAGACACUGCUAGUAAGAGGUCUAUGGGAAAAUCACCCAUGGAAGCCAUUUAUUUCAUCAGUAUAGUUUGAUAGUGAGUACAAGAUCCAGACUUCUCACAAGGUUAUUAUAAAGCUCAAAAAAAGAGAAAAAAAAUGCUAUCCCUCCCCUUAGAGUGCAGAGAAUCCUGUGGGAAAGGAGGCAGAAGGAGUCAGGGAGACAGGGGCAUAGAGGACACCAGGAAAACAAGGCCCUAUAAAACUGAGCAUAGCUCAUAUGAACCCGCAGAGACUGAAGCAGCAAUCACAUGGCCUACAGAGGGCACCAAGUCCUCUGCAUGUAUACUAUAGCUGUCAGUUUAGAACAUUUAUGAGACUCUUGAAUGUGUAAAUGAGUGUGUCUUUGAUUCUUGUGCCUUCUCUUGGGGGUCUUUUAUUUUUCUGUUGUUCAAAUUUGAUAUAAUGGUUUUCAUUUUAUUUCAUUAUAUUUUAUUUUGUUAUGUUUUGUUUUUAUCUCUUAGAAGCCUGUUCUUUGCAAAUGAGAGAUAGAAAGGGUGUGGAUCCAGAUGUGAGAGGAGGUGGGGAAGAACAGGGAGGAGUAGAGUGAGGGGAAACUGUAUUCAGAUUAUAUUGUAUGACAGAAGAAUCUAUGUUUUAAUAAAAUAGAAAAAAUCUUAAAACACUAGAGUUCCUUUUUGAGCAGAGGGACAGACAAUGAAUGAGGGCACAGUAGGGAGAUGACAGUGCUAGCCUGAGGCACCAUGAUUAUGACCGGGCUCUCUUCAUUCUUGGUAAUAGGAGGAAUCCAGCAACCAUGUGUCUGUUCUCAUCAGUCAUAAAGAUGAAGCAAACAGAUGAACUGUGCUGUCCUUGUCACAUCAGGGUCCAAAAGAUACAUUUUAGACAUUGAGUUAAAAUAAAUUACAAAUUGUAGAGAAUCUCACAACCAAAAAUGAGUUAUAAGUUCAGAAAACAUUGAACUGUGAGGUUGGAUGGUUUAAAAAGUACUCAAUAGGAAUUACUGUAAGCUCCAAGUAUUUGUGAUGCUUGGAAGGACUUUUGGGGGAAAUUCCAAAUGCAGAAUGUCACCCACUUCUGUCUAACUAUCUAUCUGUGCAAAGAUAAUGAUGGAGCUACAAGUGCACAGUGCAAGAGGUUUAUCCUCACUCCUGUUAUACACAACCAAAUCAUGCAGAGAGCACCAGGAAUGGACAAAGAUUUCCUAUACAGCAUUACUUAUAGCCACAAAAGAUAGGUCUACUAUGAGUGAGUACUCCUUUUACUUAGCAGAGACAUUGCUGUUCUUCCUGUCAAGCCUGCUCCUAUGGGAGAAUGUAGUCUCCAUGACCCUUUGUUCCAAAAAACAAACGAAACAAAACAAAACCCCAAAAACCUGUCUACUGGCAGCAGGCCCCUGGGGAAUUGUUUGACUGACUACUCAACUCUCCAGUCAUCUACAUUUAUAACCUGUCUUCAGAAAUGUCCACUGAAUUUAUAAGUAUCUCUUAUUUCUUCCACAAAGCAGCCUUCACCACAGCUCAACAAGAAAGCAUCAUGAAGCAAAUUUCAAAUGAAAUACUUCGAUAGAAAAAAAAAAAAAACUUCAGCCACUAGAAUGGAGAACAAAGUGGAUGUUUCAUGAACUCUCAAAAAAUUUCCAUGCUGGCCAGCACCCAAUUGGACUAAGAGAGCCUUUGUCCAGUGACUGAUGGAGGCAGAUGCAGAGAUCCAUGGCCAGGUACCAGGCUGAGCUCUGGGAAUCCAAUCAAUGAGAGAGAGGAGGGAAUCUGCAGGCGGGGGACAUUGAGAUAAUGAUGGGAAGAUGUGCAGAGAUGACAGGCCACAUUAGUGGAAGCCCAUGAACUGUAGACUAGUGGCUGUGGAGCCCCCAUUGGACUGGACUAGGCCCUCUGGAUAUGGAAGAUGGUUGUUUGGCUCAAGCUGUUUGGGGGGCACCCAGGCAGGGGUAUCAGGAUCCAUCCCUGGUGCAUGGGCAGGCUUUUAGGAGCCUGGUGCCUGUGGUGUGAUGCCUCGUGCAGCCUUGGUGCAGUGGGGAUGGGCUUGGACCUGCCUAGGCUCAGUGUGCCGGGCUUUGCUGACUCCCCAUGGGAGACCUUGAUUUGGGGGAUAUGGGGAUGUUGGGUGGCCUGGGAGGGAGGGCUGGAGGGUGGGAGGAGGGAGGAGGUGGGAUCUGUGGGUGGUAUGUAGAGUGAGUAGAAAAUUUCUUAAAGAAAAAUGAAAAAAAAGUUUAUAAAUUUACCAUGCUAAAAGAAUUUUUUAUUUUUUCUAAUAUAUAUUAUACAUUUUAAUUUUUCUAAUAUGAAAAUAUUGUGUCCAAUUUUGUGACUGAUUUUAUCAUAAUCAACACAACUAUAUUCUGAAUUCCUGAUGAACCUUGUGUGGUCAAGAUACAGAUGCAGAAGUAUUUUAAUAAAAGUCAUAAUAUAAUGCCUUGUUAAAGUAAUCAUCAAUUUGAACCAAGUUACAGAGAGACUAAUGACUAUAGAUACAUAGGCGCUACAGCAUUUGUCACAAAUAUUAGAGAAAGAUGAUACUUAAAACACUUAAUAUUUUCUAAUUUUAACUGGUUUCAGUACUUGUUUUUCAAAUAAUAACUUUUAAGAGGGGUGAUAAAGAGUAGUAAAGAGAAGACGAGAAUGGGAGAAUAGAAACUUACAGGAAAGAAAUGAGAUUACAGAUUUAAUGGGGGAAACAGACAAAUAUUGACUUUCUUUUUUUCUUUCCUCCCUUUUUUUUAUUAAGGGAUUUUCCAUUCAUUUUACAUAUCAACCACAGAUUCCCCCGUCCUCCUUCCUCCCACCUCUCAGCCCUCCCUCCAGCCCCCUCAUCAGCCCUCCAAGACAAGGUCUCCCAUGGGGAGUCAGCAGAGCCUGGUACAUUCAGUUGAGGCAGGUCCAAGCCCCUCUUCCCUAUACCAAGGCUGCACAAAGUGUCCCACCAUAGGCACCAGGCUCCAAAAAGCCAGCUCAUGCACUAGGGACAGGUCCCACUCCCACUGUCUGGGGCCCCCCCAAACAGUUCAAGCUAAUCAACUGUCUUGCUUAUCCAGAGGGCCUAGUCCAGCACCAUGGGGGCUCCUCAGCCAUUGGUCCACAGUUCAUGCGUUUCCACUAGUUUGGCCAGUCGUCUCUUCACCCUUUCCAAUCGUGGUCUCGAUAUCUCUUGCUCAUAGAAUCCCUCCUCUCUCUCAUCGACUGGACCUCUGGAGCUCCACCUAGGACCAGUUCUUGGAUCUCUGCAUCUGCUUCCAUCAGUCACUGGAUGAGGGUUCUAUGAUGACAGGGUAUUCAGCCAUCCGAUCACCAGAGUAGGUCAGCUCAGGUACCCUCGACCACUGCCAGUAGUCUAUGGUGGAGUCAUCUUUGUGGAUUCCUGGGGACCUCCCCAGCACCCUGCCUCUCCCAAUUCCCAUGGUGCAUUCACCCAUCACUGUGUCUCCUUCCCUCUUCUCCCACUCUUCUGAUACAGCUCCCAUUUCUUAGUUGUUGCUCUCAGUGUCUGUGCUACUGGUGUUAUAUUUAGGAAGUGAUCUCCAGUGCCAAUGCAUUUGAGACUACUUCCUACUUUCUCUUCUAUCAGGUUCAUUGUAACUGGAUUUAUGUUGAGAUCUUUGAUCCACUUGGACUUAUGUUUUGCGCACAGUAAUAGAUAUGGAUCUAUUUGCAAUCUUUUACAUGUUGACAUCCAGUUAUGCCAGCACCAUUUGUUAAAGAUGCUUUCUUUUUUCCAUAGUAAAGUUUUGGCUUCUUUGUCAAAAAUUAGGUGUUCAUAUGUGUGUGGAUUAAUGUCAGGGUUUUCAAUCGAUUCCAUUGGUCCACAUGUCAGUUUUUAUGCCAGUACCAAGCUGUUUUUAUUACUGUAGCUCUAUAGUAGAGCUUGAUGCUGCCAGAGGUUGCUUUGUUGUACAAGAUUCUUUUCGCUAUCCUGCGUUUUUUGUUUUUCCAUAUGAGGUUGAGUAUUGUUCUUUUGAGGUCUGUGAAGAAUUGUGUUGGGAUUUUGAUGGGGAUUGCAUUGAAUCUGUAGAUUGCUUUUGGUAAGAUUGCCAUUUUUACUAUGUUAAUCCUACCUAUCCAUGAGCAUGGGAGAUCUUUCCAUUUUCUGAUAUCUUCUGCAAUUUCUUUCUUCAGAGACUUAAAGUUCUUAUCAUACAGGUCCUUCACUUGCUUAAUUAGAGUUACCCCAAGGUAUUUUGUAUUAUUUGUGGCUAUUGUAAAUGGUGAUGUUUCUCUGAUUUCUUUCUUAGCCCAGGUGUCAUUUGUAUAUAGGAGGGCUACUUUUUUUUUUUUUUAGUUAAUCUUGUAUUCUGCCACAUUACUGAAGGAGUUUAUCAGCUGUAGGAGUUCCUUGGUAGAAUUUUUGGGGUCACUUAUGUAUACUAUCAUGUCAUCUGCAAAUAGUGAAAGUUUGACGUCUUCCUUUCCAAUUUGUAUCCCUUUGAUCUCCUUUUGUUGUCUUAUUGCUCUAGCUAGAACUUCAAGUACUAUAUCAAAUAAAUAUGGGGAGAGUGGAUAGCCUUGUCUUGUUCCUGAUUUUAGUGGAAUCACUUUGAGUUUCUCUCCAUUUAAUUUGAUGUUGGCUGUUGGCUUGCUGUAAAUUGCCUUUAUUAUGUUUAGGUAUGUUCCUUGUAUUCCUGAUCUCUCUAGGACCUUUAUCAUGAAGGGGUGUUGGAUUUUGUCAAAGGCUUUUUCAGCAUCUAAUGAGAUGAUCAUAUGGUUUUUUUUCUUUCAGUUUGUUUGUAUGGUGUAUUACAUUGACAGAUUUUCAUAUGUUGAACCAUCCUUGCAUCCCUGGGAUGAAGCCUACUUGAUAAUGGUGGAUAAUUUUUUUGAUAUGUUUUGGAUUCAGUUUGCCAAUAUUUUGUUGAGUAUUUUGCAUCAAUGUUCAUGAGGGAGAUUGGUCUGUAGUUCUCUUUCUUUGUUGCAUCUUUGUGUGGUUUGGGUAUCAGGGUAACUGUAGCCUCAUAAAAAGAGUUUUGUAAUGUUCCUUCUGUUUCUAUUGUGUGGAACAAUUUGAAGAGUAUUGGAAUUAGUUCUUCUUUGAAAAUCUGGUAGAAUUCUGCACUGAGGCCAUCUGGUCCUGGGCUUUUUUUGGUUGGGAGACUUUUAAUGACUGUUUCUAUUUCCUUAGGGGUUAUUGGCCUAUUUAAAUAGUUUGUCUGGUCUUGAUUUAACUUUGGUAUGUGGUACCUGUCCAGGAAAUUGCCCAUUUCUUUUAGAUUUUCCAAUUUUGUGGCAUACAGGUUUUUGAAGUAUGACCUGAUGAUUCAGGUCUGUUUUUAUUACUGUAGCUCUAUAGUAGAGCUUGAUGCUGCCAGAGGUUGCUUUGUUGUACAAGAUUCUUUUCGCUAUCCUGCGUUUUUUGUUUUUCCAUAUGAGGUUGAGUAUUGUUCUUUUGUUAUGUCUCCCUUUUCCUUUCUGAUUUUGUUGAUUUAAAUGCUCUCUCUCUCUGCCUUUUGGUUAAAUUGGAUAAGGGAUUGUCUAUCUUGUUGAUUUUCUCAAAGAACAAACUCUUUAUUUCAUUGAUUCUUUGUAUUGUUCUCUUUUAUUGAUUUCGGCCCUCAAUUUGAUUAUUUCCUGGCAACACUCCUGGGUGAGUUUGCUUCUUUUUCUUCUAGAGCUUACAGGUGUGCUAUUAAGUCACUAGUGUGAGAUUUCUCCAUCUUCUUUAUGUGGGCAUUUAGUGCUAUGAAUUUUCCUCUUAGCACUGCUUUCACAGUGUCCCAUAAGUUUGGGUGUGUUUUACUUUCAUUUUCAUUGAAUUCUAGGAAAUCUUUAAUUUCUUUCUUUAUUUCUUCCUUUACCCAUUGAUGUUUCAGGUGGGCAUUAUUCAGUUUCCAUGAAACUGUAGGUUUUCUGUAAAUUUUGUUGUUUUGAAAUCCAACUUUAAGCCAUGGUGAUCCCAUAAAAUACAGGAGGUUAUUCCAAUUUUUUUGUAUCUGUUGAGAUUUGCUUUUUGACCAAGCAUGUGGUCAAUUUUUGAGAAGGUUCCAUGGGGUGCUGAGAAGAAGGUAUAUUCUUUUGUGUUAGGGUGGAAUGUUCUGUAGAUAUCUAUUAAGUUCAUUUGAGUCAUAACUUCUGUUAGGUCCCUUACUUUUCUGCCAAGUUUCAGUCUGGUAGAUCUAUCCAGUGGUAAGAGUGGUGUGUUGAAAUCUCCCACUGCUAGUGUGUGGGGUUUGAUGUGCGUCUUAAGCUUUAGUAAUGUUUCUUUUACAAAUGUGGGUGCCCUUGUAUUUGGGGCAUAAAUGUUCAGAAUUCAGAUUUCAUCUUGGUGGAUUUUCCCUGUGUUAAGUAUGUAAUGUCCAUCCUGAUCUCUUUCAAUUGAUUUUAGUUUGAAGUCUAUUUUGAUAGAUAUUAGGAUAGCUACACCAGCUUGCUUCUUAAGUCCAUUUGAUUGUAAAGUCUUUUCCCAGCCUUUAAAGUUGAGGUAUGUUUCUUGUAUGCAGCAGAAGGAUGGAUCCUGUUUUUGUAUCCAUUUUGUCAGCCUGUGUCUUUUUAUAGGUGAAUUGAGACCAUUGCUAUUAAUGGCCAUUAAUAACCAGUGAUUGUUAAUUCCUGUUAUUUUUUUUUUUUUGGUGGGAGUAUUGUAUGUUUCUCUUCUUUGGUAUUUGUUGGUGUGGGAUUAUCUAUUGCCUGUAUUUUCAUGAUUGUAUCUAACUUCCUUAGGUUGGAUUUUUUCCUUCUAGUGCUUUCUGUAGGGCUGGAUUUGUGGAUAUAGUAGUCUGGGUUGGCAUCCAUGGUCUCUUAGUGUCUGCAUAACAUCUGUCUAGGACCUUCUGGCUUUCAGAGUCCCCAUUGAGAAGUUAUUCUGAUGAGUCUGCCUUUAUAUAUUACUUGGCCUUUUUCCUUUGCAGCUCUUAAUAUUUUUUCUUUAUUCUGUAUGUUUAGUGGUUUGAUUAUUAUGUGGUGAUGGGGUCUUUUUUUUUUUUUAAUCCAGUCUAUUUGGUGUUUUGUAAGCUUCUUGUAUCUUCAUAGGCAUUUCCUUAUUUAGGUGGGACAGUUUUCUUGAAUGAUUUUGUUGAAUAUAUUUUCUGUGCCUUUGAGUUGGUAUUCUUCUCCUUCUUCUAUCCCUAUUAUUCUUAGGUUUGGUCUUUUCAUGGUGUCCCAAAUUUCCUGGAUAUUUUGUGUUAUGACUUUUUUGGCUUUAGUGUUUUCUUUGACUGAUGAAUCUAUUUCCUCUAUUGUAUCCUCUGCUGUGGGAUGGUCUGUAUGUCAAGUGUGUUGCUGAUUGGUCAAUAAAUAAAUCACUGAUUGGCCAUUGGCUAGGCAGAAAGUAUAGGCGAGACAAGGAGGAGAAUAAAGCUGGGAAGUGAAAGGCUGAGUCAGAGAGACACUGCCAGCUGCCACGAUGAGAAACAGCAUGUGAAGAUGCUGGUAAGCCACGAGCCAUGUGGCAAGGUAUAGAUUAAUAGAAAUGGAUUAAUUUAAGCUAUAAGAACAGUUAGCAAGAAGCCUGCCAUGGCCAUACAGUUUGUAACCAAUAUAAGUCUCUGUGUUUACUUGGUCGGGUCUGAGCGGCUGUGGGACUGGCAGGUGAGAGAGAUUUGUCCUGACUGUGGGCCAGGCAGGAAAACUCAAGCUACAAUCCUCCAUGCCAGAGAUUCUCUCUUCUAUCUCUUGCAUUCUGUUGGUUAUGCUUGCAUCUGUAGUUCCUGUUUGUUUACUCAGAUUUUCCAUUUCCAGCCUUCCCUCAGUUGUGUCUUCUUUAUUGCCUCCAUUUCAGUUUUCAAUUCUUGGACUGUUUCAUUCAUCUGUUUAAUUGCUUUUUCUUGGCUUUCUUUAAGGGAUUUAGUGAUUUCUUCCAAAUUUUUGUUUGUCUUUUCUUUGAAUUAUUUAAGGGUAGGUUUCAUUUCUUCUUUAAAAGCCUCUAUCAUCUUCUUAAUGUCAUUUUAAAGGUCUCUUUCUCCUGCUUCUUCUGUUUUGGGAUGUUUAGGUCUUGCUGAUGUAGCACCACUGGGUUCUGAUGGUGCCAUAUUGGUCUUUAUGUUGUUGACUAUAUUUUUGCACUGGCAUCUACCCAUCUUUUCCUCCAAUCCGUGCAAGUGCUGUCUGUGUCUAAGGGAGCCUCUUUUGAUCUGGUUGAUACUCUUUGUCUAAUGGGAGCUCUUGGUCCAAUCUGUGCAGUUCCCAAUCGGUACAGUGUGUGCUUAUGUCUCUGGUUUUCACUGAUGUCAUGGGGGGCUGUUUUCUGUUCCCAAUAGGUGCAGGUGGGGCUUGUGACUCUGGUUUUUACUGUUGUUGCAGGGGGAUGUUUUCUUGGUUAGGAAAUAUGGGAAGGGGCAGCUGGCCCGUCCCUGGAGCUCCAAUGGCUUGGGGGCUAGGGACCUGGUCUGCCCAGUCCAGAGAUGUGGCCUUACCUAUUCCCAAUAGGUACAGGUUGGCUAUUCCUUUCUAAAUAAAGAAAAUCACUUUACAAUAUUCUGUUUCUCCUGGUGAAUAUUUGGAUAGAAAAAGGUGUAACAUUUAAAGCUUAAGCUUUGAGAAUCUUUGAAAAUGUUGUAAGUUCCAAGAAGGGGUUUUAGGGUGUAUAAAUGCAAGUUUAUGUAAGGUCUGAGGAUGUUAAGGUUUAAGUUGUGAUAAGAAAGUGAUUUAAGGUAUAUAAAAAGAAAGAAUAAUGCUUCAGAUUUCUUUCUCUUCCUGUGCUGCUGUUAAUGAAGAACCAAAGCAUUCCCAUUUCAAGCAAGCCCCUCACCCCAGCUUGAAACAGGCCUGAGUUUCAAAAUUCUCAGAGCUGCUGACAUAGGUCCCAGGACAAAGUCAGGAUGUUUCAAGAGCCAUCUGGUAACAACUGAUUAAACACAGAAUGCCCCGAUGCCGGAGAUGGUCAAAGUACAAAGUCAGGAUGUUUAAAGGACUGUCUGGUAGCAAUUGAUUAACCACAGAAUGCCCCAAUGCCAGAGGUAGUCUACAAAGUUUAACAAACAACUGGUUAAAACUACAAAGUAAGAUAACACAGAAAUUCUGAAAAGCCCCUAAAACUUGAGCCAAUCAGAAUUGUACCCAUACUAGCACCCCUAAAUGAUGCAACCUUGUGGUUUUUGUCUUUAAAAACUGAGCUUGCAGAGGGGCAGACACCUCCUCUAGCUCUGCUGUGUUUGGGGUGCUUGACUGAGGUCCCUGUUGCGUGGCUUGAACUGCUUCAAUAAACCUUGCUUUUGUAUUUCAGUGA